UAUGCAAUAGAAUUAGGCAAACAAUCAAAAUAUUGAUGCACCAAUAUAAAAUUUUCCAAAUAGGAAAUUUGAAAUAAUAAAAACACUUGGAUAAGGAGUAUAAGGCAGUGUAUUUUUAUGUAAAUCAAAAAAUUGGGGAUUCAAUGAUUAAAAAUAAUUUGCAUUGAAAAUUCAAUAUUAAUCUAAGGCUGAUGAAAUUUAAUUUAUUGAUAAUCUUAUAGCAUAUUAAAAUCAAUAUGAGAAUUUAAUUAAUUAAGGAAAAUCAAAUUAUUAAUCAUCUGGUUUAAUUAGAAUUUAUGAGAGAUUUUAAAUUAAUAACUAAGAUAUUAUAAUUAUGGAAGCAGGAGAAAUAGAUUUAUAUGAUUAUAUAAAAUAAUAAUAAUAGAAUUUAUCAUUUGAUUAGAAAUUAAAGAUUUUAAUUUAAGUAUAAUAAUAAUAACAAAUAUUAAUAGAUAACUUAAUCAAUAUAAUAUUUACAUUAAAAUAAUUUAAUUCAUAGAGAUAUUAAACCUGAAAACUUUAUUAAAGUUGCAGAUUAAUUUAAACUUAUUGAUUUUGGAUUAAUUAGACAAAAUUAAGGUAGGAUAAAGACAAUGGGAAUUGGUACACCUUUGUUUUAAGCUCCUGAAAUUGUAGAAAAUAGUUAAAAUUACACAAAAGCAGUAGACAUUUGGUCACUAGGUUGUGUAUUUUAUGAAAUUUUGACUUAAGUAUCUUUAUUUUAAGGUAUAUAACUUUUGUAAAUAUAGGGAAAACUCAUUAAGAAUUAAUAAAUAUGAUUAAAAAUUGUAAAAUUGAUAAGAAAUAUCUAUUAGAAAGAUUAGACUAAUUACCAAAAACAGGUAAAAAUGAUGAUGAAUUAAAGACCUUGUUAAUAUAAAUGUUAGAACCUUUUGA
Molecule: messenger RNA, 897 nt
Organism: Paramecium primaurelia
Lineage: Eukaryota; Ciliophora; Oligohymenophorea; Peniculida; Parameciidae
Source: the annotation of a GenBank genome assembly